Molecule: messenger RNA, 540 nt
Organism: Metarhizium brunneum ARSEF 3297
Lineage: Eukaryota; Fungi; Ascomycota; Sordariomycetes; Hypocreales; Clavicipitaceae
Source: RefSeq, a predicted model, not a curated record
AUGGAAUACAUCGAGGGUCAGACGCUAAAGGAGGCCUGGCCAACCCUAACCCUCGACCAGCGCUCCGAGAUCCUGGCUCAACUGCGUGACUACAUUGCGCAGAUGCGACGACUCGGCGGUAUAUACCUCGGCCGUGUGGACGGCCAGGGCGUCGUGGUCCCGAGCAUCUUCAUGCGUUCGGGCGGGCCAUUCCGCACAAUGUCCGAAUUACACGACUGGCUUGUUCGGCCCCCGAUACGGUUGGAGGCCGAGUCCAUGUACUGGCACCAGAUCACCACCCACCUCGGCGCCGAAUAUCCCAUCGUGUUUACACAUGGUGAUAUUGCUGCUCGAAACAUUCUGGUAUCUGGCGGCCGUAUUGUUGCGCUUCUCGACUGGGAAUUUGCAGGGUGGUAUCGAGACUACUGGGAAUAUGUUUUUGCCUUGCGGGGGUUGGAUAACAUUGACUGGAAGACACUCGGCGAACACAUUCCCUCUCUGUUUACCAAACGCUACGAUUUGGAAUACAUCCUUGUCCAAUUCCUCCUCAGGAUUUCCUAA